AGAUCAGGAUCACCUGUAAUCAGCUCUGUGUCUAUGAAGAGUGAUCAUUCUCAAGAUGACAGACCAAACUUCAGUGAAAAAACACCAUCAGCUACCCAAAGUGAAAGAUCAGGAUCACCUGUAAUCAGCUCUGUGUCUAUGAAGAGUGAUCAUUCUCAAGAUGAUAGACCAAACUUCAGCGAAAAAACACCAUCAUCUGUAAUCAGCUCUGUGUCUAUGAAGAGUGAUCAUUCUCAAGAUGAUAGACCAAACUUCAGCGAAAAAACACCAUCACCUGUAAUCAGCUCUGUGUCUAUGAAGAGUGAUCAUUCUCAAGAUGAUAGACCAAACUUCAGUGAAAAAACACCAUCAUCUGUAAUCAGCUCUGUGUCUAUGAAGAGUGAUCGUUCUCAAGAUGAUAGACCAAACUUCAGUGAAAAAACACCAUCAACUACCAAAAGUAAAAGAGCAGGAUUACCUGUUAUCAGAUCUAUGUCUAUGAAGAGUGAUCAUUCUCAAGUUGACAGACCAAACAUCAGUGAAAAAACACCAUCAGCUACCAAAGGUAACCAGCGGCAGAGUACCUUAGUAAAUAUUGGUUUAGAAAUUACUCGGUGGACAACACUUAAGGAGCAGAAGGGAAUAAAGAGUGAUGUAGAACUGGCAUCUUUUCUUCUGAACAUGGUUCAGUUUGAGACAUCAGAUGCAGGCUUUAAAAAUUACAGGUUCCGCAAGAAUUUCCAAGAACACCUUCUCUGGAUAUUUCAGGACCUUGAGAACAAAAUAAUUACAUUUCUGAAGAAUGAGCUGGAAAGAUUUAAGAAAUUAUUGAAAAAAGAAAACACACAAUACUUUGUGAAGGACCUCAAGGAGGAUAGAAACAACAUCAGAGAAGCAGCUCUUGAUAUCACACUCUACUUUCUGAGAAGUAUGAAACAACAUGAACUUGCUGAUUUUCUGGAAGAUGAGCUUGUCUUCAUUCAUCAAAGACAAUUGAAAUCAAACCUAAAGAAGAAGUAUCAAUGUGUAUUUGAAGGGAUUGCUAAGCAGGGUGACUCCACACUUCUGAAUAAGAUCUACACAGAUCUGUACAUUACUCAAGGUGGAGGUGAACAGGUGAAUACUCAGCAUGAGAUAAGACAGAUAGAGGCCGCCUCCAAACGACUAGAAUCACCAGAGAUACAGAUUGAAUGCACAAAUUUAUUUCAGCCACCUAGACAAGACCAGAUCAUCAGAACUGUAGUAACGAAAGGAGUCGCUGGCAUUGGAAAAUCUGUCUCUGUGCAAAAGUUUGUUCUGGACUGGGCUGAAGGAAAAGAAAAUCAGGAUAUCAGUUUUAUAUUUCCCGUUCCUUUCCGAGAGAUGAACCUAAAGGAAAAACAAACACCAAGUUUAAUGAACCUUAUAAAUCACUUUUUCCCAGAGAUAAAAGGACUGAACCUUACAAGAAAUAACAAGUUUAAAAUUCUGUUCAUCUUUGAUGGAUUGGAUGAAUGUCGUCUUCCUCUGAUAUUUGAGGGUAAUGAGGCAUGGAGAGAUAUCACAUCACCUGCUCCUCUGGAUGUUCUCCUGACAAACCUCAUCCAAGGAAAUCUGCUUCCUUCUGCUCUCAUCUGGAUAACUACCAGACCAGCAGCAGCCGGUAAGAUUCCUCCUGUCUGUAUUGACCGAGUGACAGAGGUACGAGGAUUCAAUGACGCACAGAAGGAAGAGUACUUCAUAAAAAGAUUCUCAGAUGAGAAUAUGGCCAACGCAAUCAUUGAUCAUGUAAAAAAAUCAAAGAGUCUGUAUAUCAUGUGCCACAUCCCAGUGUUCUGCUGGAUUUCAGCCACCGUCCUCCAGAACAUUCUAGAGAAUAAAAAUAAUCAACAGUCUGAUGACACAACCAAAACACUUCAGGAAUCAAACACUGAUGAUACUCCUAGAACUCUGACACAAAUGUACACACACUUUUUUCGCUUUCAAAUACAACAGAGUAGAAAAAAGUAUGAUGGAGAACACUCACCAGAUAUCUCCUGGGAUAAAGACGUUAUCCUUUCUCUGGGCAAACUGGCAUUUCAACAGCUGGAAAGAAACAACCUGAUCUUCUAUGCAUCAGACCUGGAGGCCUGUGGCAUUGACGUCUCUAAGGCAUCAGUGUACUCAGGGAUGUGUACUCAGAUCUUUAAACAGGAGACAGGGAUCAUUCUGGGUACCAUGUACUGCUUUGUUCACAUGAGCAUUCAGGAGUUCAUUGCAGCUCUGUAUGCACAUCUGUUUCUAGACAUUGAAAAGAAAAACGCCUUUGUUCAAGAGCAAAUGGGACAUGACAACAACCAAACAAUGAUUGGUUUACUGAAGACUGCUGUGGAUAAGGCACUUGAAAGUGAGAAUGGACACUUGGACCUUUUCCUCCGCUUUCUUCUCGGUCUGUCACUUGAGUCCAAUCGACCACUCUUACAAGGUCUGUUGACAUGGCAAGACAGCAAUGAGCAGAGCUACAAGGAAAUAGUUGCAUACAUCAAGCAGAAGUUUGAUGAAAAUUCAUCUCCAGAGAGAUCCAUCAAUCUGUUUUACUGUCUGAAUGAAUUGAAUGAUCAAUCUCUGGUACAAGAGGUUCAAAAGCACAUUAGAGAAGGAAGUCUGUCAUCUGCUGAUCUCUCACCUGCUCAGUGGUCUGCCCUGGUCUUUGUGUUGCUGACAUCAGAUGAGGAGCUGGAGGACUUUGAACUUCAGAAAUUCAAGAAAUCAGAUGAAUGUCUCAUUAGACUAUGGCCAGUGGUCAAAGCCUCCAAACGAGCUCUGUAA
Molecule: messenger RNA, 2766 nt
Organism: Triplophysa rosa
Lineage: Eukaryota; Metazoa; Chordata; Actinopteri; Cypriniformes; Nemacheilidae
Exons: 7
Coding region: 34-2766 (910 amino acids)
Source: RefSeq, a predicted model, not a curated record